Messenger RNA from Ciona intestinalis (vase tunicate), 3324 nucleotides. Lineage: Eukaryota; Metazoa; Chordata; Ascidiacea; Phlebobranchia; Cionidae. The record is from RefSeq and is a predicted model, not a curated record.
AUACAUACUGUACAACUAUUUGGACCUGAUUUUUAUCCAUUACGUUUUGUUACGUUCAGCACCAGAUCCUGUUACAAUAAAUGCUUCUUUUUAAAACCAACCAUAGGCAAGAAUAGUGCAUGCCGCACGACUGACCACCAUGAACACGUUUCGAGACGGAAAAAGCUCCAUCGACUACAUUCUGGUGUAUAAGAAUGACGACGAAAAGGAAAAGCACCGAGAAUGGCGACGAAAUUUCGAGGCAAAUCUUGAAGAGGAAGGACUGCGUCUUGAAACAGAUUGGAUGGCUGACGGUGGUGAUGAUUCUGCAGAUGUGAACGGAAUCAACUUUGUUAAAAUCCAUGCGAGCUGGGAUGCUCUGUGUCGAUGGGCUGAAAUCGGAAGAAUGAAAAAACCGUUUGCUAAAAACGACAUUUUCAAAAGCGAAAACUCCCUAACUGCAGUUGAAAAAUUCAUGACUUGCUGUUCGAAAGACUCUAUCAAGUAUGCUUACGACACGCAUGAAAAAGAUGAGAGUUAUUUUACUGCAACGUUCGACAGAAAACGACUUGAUUCGUUCAUAAUGACUGACAGAGCAACCUUUUUUACACCAACAGAACGUUACAGACUGGUGCAUGAAAUUUUACGAGUUACCGGCUUUGGAGAGGAUUGUGACGACAUUGGUAUGACACGCUUGUUAUCAGAUGGUGUGUAUUUGGACGCCUACCCACCGCACGAUGGCGCAUGGAAACCUCCCGCAAAAGAAGGUUCGAAUUUGGGACCGAGGCAGGCUCUUUAUUGGAUUUGGGCUCGACCAGGUGCAUGGGCUCGUCCGCAACCGUUAGAGCUUAUUAGAAUGUACUUCGGUGAAAAGAUCGCUAUCUAUUUUGCUUGGCUUGGCUUCUACACGAUGAUGCUUGUACCAGCAGCUGUAUUCGGGAUCAUAGUUUUUCUAUAUGGCUUGUUCUCAGUCGGCGGGGAAGAAACUGUACAAGCGGUUUGUAAUUCCAACUUAACGGUUUGUCCGGUUUGUGAGACAUGUAGCUUCGAUCCUCUCAAAACGUCAUGCACCUACUCUAAAAUAAGCUACGUUUUCGACAAUACUGGAACUGUGGUUUUCGCCUUCGUCAUGUCUAUAUGGGCGACAUUUUUCAUUGAGCUUUGGAAACGGCAAAGAGCUAGGCUUUCUUAUAGAUGGGGUACACAGGACUUCGAAGAAGAAGAGGAUUUAGUGCGGCCAGAAUUUAUCGUCGUUUCUGACAAGAAAAAGUUGAACCCCGUGACUGGAAAGUUGGAACCUGCGCUAUCGACCAAACUAAAAGCGAGAGGAAUUGCUUUCUCAGUAUCAACCUUAUUUUUCAUGUUAGUUCUUGUGGUCAUCGCCUUGAUUGGUGUCAUAGUUUAUCGAACUAUAAGUUCCGUCCUCGCCUACCAAGCUACGAGUGGUGGAAUCAUUCAACGCAAUAUCCGGCUUAUUAUUUCCAUCACAGCUUCUAUUAUUAACUUCAUAAUUAUAACAAUAUUGGACGUGAUUUACAACAAGCUUGCUCUGAAACUCACAAACUUAGAGGCGCCGCGAACCAGGACUGAAUUCGAGGACUCUUAUACACUCAAGAUGUUUUAUUUCAAGCGGUUAACUAUUACUCUUCUUGUGGUCAUCGCCUUGAUUGGUGUCAUAGUUUAUCGAACUAUAAGUUCCGUCCUCGCCUACCAAGCUACGAGUGGUGGAAUCAUUCAACGCAAUAUCCGGCUUAUUAUUUCCAUCACAGCUUCUAUUAUCAACUUCAUCAUUAUAACAAUAUUGGACGUGAUUUACAACAAGCUUGCUCUGAAACUCACAAACUUAGAGGCGCCGCGAACCAGGACUGAAUUCGAGGACUCUUAUACACUCAAGAUGUUUUUAUUUCAAGCGGUUAACUAUUACUCGUCCACAGUUUACGCCGCUUUUUUUAAAGGUCGCUUUGCUGGUUCACCAUACCGAUACCACACCAUGUUUGGCUACAGACUGGAAGAGUGCGACCCAACAGGCUGUCUUAUUGACGUGUGUAUUAACUUGGCCAUCGUCAUGAUCUUAAAGCAAGCCCUAAACAACACAAAAGAACUUCUGAUUCCCGUAAUAAGUUCCUGGCUCGCACGGAGAAAGGCGAAAAAGGCUCAGAAUAAAGCAGAACCAUCAAUGCCCAAUGCUGAAAAUGUUGACGACGACCCUGAAUCACCGAGAAGCAGCAACGUUUUUCUGGACAAUCCUGCAUUCCAAGAUUACCCGUUAAGCAAAUACGGCGAUCUUGGAUUAUUUUCCGAGUAUUUAGAAAUGGUCAUCCAAUUUGGCUUUAUUACUCUGUUCGUUGCGGCUUUUCCAUUGGCACCGUUCUUCGCCCUACUGAACAACAUUAUCGAAAUACGACUUGACGCUUACAAGUUUGUAACUCAGCUGCGGAGAGUGCCACCUCUCCGGUGCAAUGACAUAGGCAUGUGGCUAUCCAUUCUACAAUCAAUCAGUACGAUAUCAGUGCUUACCAAUGGACUGGUGAUUGGAAUCACGUCAAGCUUUAUACCAAAAACAGUUUACUCAUUGCUGUACGGUCCCUGUGCUAGUGGAAACAAUGCUGGAUCCUCGUGCUUGAGUGGUUUUAUCGAUAGCAGCUUGGGUGAAAUUGGUGUAAAAAACAUAAGUGUUAUGAACCACAUUGCACAUAAUUUUACUCUGCUUCCAGAAACAUGCAGAUUCCGUGCGUUUGAACCCACCCCUAUUUUAAAUAGCAACACAAAUCAAUUAAACUAUUGGCACGUAUUUGCUGGACGUUUAAUAUUCCUUCUUAUAUUCGAGCACAUCGUAUUUGGUUUAAAAACAAUUGUGGAUUUGCUUAUCAGCGACGUACCGACCGAUCUCGCAAUUGCUUCGCGUCGUCAAAAACUUUUGGAGGUCCGCAUGUUUUACAAUCAAGAUGCCUCCGCCCUAAUAGACGUUGACAGCCCAAUCGACAACAGCAAUUAUAUCAAAGACAUAGAGAAUACCCAAAUGUAAUUGAUUUGGAGAAACAAUGUUUUCUAAUGGGAAGAGAAUAAUCCCCACGGACAAAUGGCGGAUACGAGUUAUGCAUAUAUAUCUGUACAUAGCUUUAGUCCUUGGUUUAAUUAAUACAUAGAGUUUACCAAGUUAAAGAAUUGUUAAACAAUACUUAUUAUUGCUAAAUUACCUGCAAUAAAUUGUAACGGAUUGAAAUUGUAGCUUUUUGGGCGAAUGGCAUCAGUUAACAGAUUUAGGCUUAUUGGUCCUUCUUUUUUUGUGCACAUUUUAUUCAUUAAGCUUGCGUUUAGGAAAAAUAUAUCCCCGAAGGUGUAAGA